GUGAAUCUCCAUUGCUACUUGUGCUUUCUGGAAGCAUGAAACCUGGGUUCUAAAAGUUUAUUGUCUCCAAUGUUUACCUGCCAACUGAAUCCCAAAGCUCUCCAGAGAAUAGCCAGACAACCGCCGCAGUUGGUGAAGACAUUGUGCUCUUUUCAGAAUGAGCACCACAUGUUUGAUAGAAGUCCUAGACCAACUCUUAAGUCUAUACACCAUUCCAUGCUUAAUUUUAUUCACCAGAGCCAAUUUGAAGCUCUUAAAGUUUUCAAGAAACAGUUUCAAAUGGGUGUCUCAGAGAUAGAUGAGGUUGCCAUUGCGUUAGCUCUCAAGGCAUGCAAAGGUGACUUGACAUUUGGGUCUAAAUUACAUAGUCUUACUAUAAGAAGUGGAUUCUUUUCGUAUAUUACUGUCCCGAAUUCAUUGAUGAAUAUGUAUUGCAAAUCUGGACAGUUCAGUCAUGCCAUACUUGUUUUUGAGGACAUGGAGAAUCCUGAUACUGUUUCAUAUAAUACGGUGCUUUCUGGGUGUGAAAAUGGAGGAGAUGCAUUGUGUUUUGCACAUAGAAUGCAUGCACUUGGGAUUACUUUUGAUGCAGUGAGUUAUACAACAGCUCUCUCUCAUUGUACGACUCAAGAAAUGUUCAUAUAUUUGGAAGUCAUAGAUCAGUUGCAUUCUUGUGUAAUGAAGUCCGGAUUGGAAUUUGAGGUUUUUAUUGGGAAUGCACUUGUGACUAUGUAUUUGAAGUUGGGGAAAAUUGUAGGAGCUGAAAGAGUAUUUUGUGAAAUGCCAAGUAAAGACUUGGUUUCAUGGAAUGCCCUCCUCUCAGGGUAUGCACAGGAAGGGAGUUAUGCAUUGGAAGCUAUUUUGGGGUUCAUUGAAAUGGUAAGGGAAGGCAUGAAACCAGAUCAUGUGUCAUUAACUAGUGCAGUUUCAGCUUGUGGUCAGCAAAGAGAUUUGGAAUUUGGGAAGCAGAUACAUGGUUUUGAUAUGUUUGGCCGUGCAGGGCGGCUAAACGAGGCUGAACAAUUCAUGUCCCAAAUUCCAGGAGGACCAGGAAUCUCUGUACUUCAAAGCCUGCUUGGUUCUUGUAGGACUCAUGGCAAUGUAGAGAUGGCUAAGAGGGUAGGCGAAGCCUUGAUCGCUUUGGAACCCGAGCUUUCAGGUUCGUACGUGUUGAUGUUGAAUUUGUAUGCUGAGAAGGGGCAGUGGGAGAAGGUAGCAAACAUCAGAAAGGGAGUGAAGAAAGAGGUAGCAUUUAGUUGGGUUGAUGUCGGAAGCAUUGAUGAUUCUCUGAAUCUGCAUGGGGUGGCUUGGAUCAGAGAUGAAACAUUUAGUGGAAGAUGAAGAUGAUAGAUACAACAGGUUCGUAGCAUGUGGUCAUAUAUGAGAGUAGUGCUCUAUCUCUACACCCACCUGGUACGAGCCAUCUAAUGCUUACUUGUGUAUAUAUAGACCGUACAAUUAGAAC
Molecule: messenger RNA, 1465 nt
Organism: Ipomoea nil (Japanese morning glory)
Lineage: Eukaryota; Viridiplantae; Streptophyta; Magnoliopsida; Solanales; Convolvulaceae
Product: pentatricopeptide repeat-containing protein At4g32430, mitochondrial-like
Exons: 2
Coding region: 70-1341 (423 amino acids)
Biological process (GO): RNA modification
Molecular function (GO): protein binding; RNA binding
Source: RefSeq, a predicted model, not a curated record